CACGCUGCUGCUGGGGGGACUUUUUAACCUAGGACUGUGUAUGGCCUUCAAUUGAAGCUGCUUCUGCUCCGCCACUCUGCCAUUGGACUCUUGAUGUCGUCUCCCCACACUGCUGCUGGGGGGACUUUUUAACAUAGGCCUCUGCCAAUGGGCCCCGUACGACUCCUCAUGCUCUGCCAGGCCCAAUGGGCCCCUGUACCGCCUCCUCAUGCUGCUGCCAGGUCCAGAGUCUGUCAUGGGUCCCUGUACGGCCUCCAUUGCUGCUGUCUCCAUCGCCACACUCUGCCAUGUGCCACUUUCAGGUCUCCUCACACUGCUGGUGGGUUCCAUUUUGUC
Molecule: messenger RNA, 336 nt
Organism: Staurois parvus
Lineage: Eukaryota; Metazoa; Chordata; Amphibia; Anura; Ranidae
Source: the annotation of a GenBank genome assembly